Glycine soja is the source of this 876-nucleotide messenger RNA. RefSeq lists its product as uncharacterized. The transcript has a single exon. The coding region runs from base 1 to 876 and encodes 291 amino acids. Gene Ontology annotation, molecular function: nucleic acid binding; RNA-DNA hybrid ribonuclease activity. NCBI's taxonomy places the organism in Eukaryota, Viridiplantae, Streptophyta, Magnoliopsida, Fabales, Fabaceae. The record is from RefSeq and is a predicted model, not a curated record.
AUGGACCCAGUCAAGUACAUCUUCAAGAAGCCUGCUCUCACAGGGCAGAUCGCUUGGUGGCAGGUGUUGCUAUCCGAGUUUGACAUCGUCUAUGUCAGCCAGAAGGCAAUAAAGGGAAGUUCCUUGGCAGACUAUCUGGCCCAACAACCCCUCAAUGAUUACCAGCCCAUGCAUCCUGAGUUCCCGAAUAAGGACAUCAUGGCCUUGUUCAAGGAAAAUCUAGAAGAUAAGGACAAGGACAAAUGGGUCGUGUGGUUCGACGGAGCAUCUAACGCCCUAGGCCACAGGGUUGGAGCGGCCUUGGUCUCUCCUGAAAAUCAAUGCAUACCCUUCACGGCUAGACUGGGUUUUGACUGCACCAACAACACGGCCGAAUAUGAGGCAUGCUCCCUCGAGAUCCAAGCAGCCAUUGACUUCAACGUCAAGUCGCUCAAGGUGUACGGAGACUCCACUUUAGUGAUUCACCAGCUGAAAGGAGAAUGGGAGACUAGGGAUCAUAAGUUGAUACCCUACCAAUCUUACAUUAAGAAGUUGGUUGAGUUCUUUGAUGAUGUCUCUUUCCAUCAUGCUCCUCGAGAGGAAAAUCAAAUGACCGAUGCACUUGCCACUUUGGCGUUGAUUUUCCAGCUGGCUUUGCAUGGAGACUUGUUGUGCAUUGAGUUCAGAUGUCACGGCAAGUCCACACAUUGCUAUCUAAUAGAAGAAGAGCAAGAUGGUAAACCUUGGUAUUUCGACAUCAAGCGAUGCAUUGAAAGCAAGGAGUACCAACCAGAGGCUUCUGACAACGACAAGAGGAUGUUAAGGAGGUUGGCGGCUGGUUUCUUCUUGAGUGGGAGCGUGCUAUACAAAAGAAACCAUGAAAUGGUUUUACUCUAA